Messenger RNA from Galeopterus variegatus (Sunda flying lemur), 2279 nucleotides. RefSeq names its product zinc finger protein 891 (gene ZNF891). The transcript has a single exon. Gene Ontology annotation, biological process: negative regulation of transcription by RNA polymerase II. Lineage: Eukaryota; Metazoa; Chordata; Mammalia; Dermoptera; Cynocephalidae. Gene Ontology annotation, molecular function: DNA-binding transcription repressor activity, RNA polymerase II-specific. Bases 639 to 2279 code for a protein of 546 amino acids. The record is from RefSeq and is a predicted model, not a curated record.
AGUGAACAUUUGUUUCAAAGUCACAUAUAUACCUUUAACAAGUCUAAUAAAAUUCUUUAGUAGGGCAGCAGCCACUCAUCAGUCUUUUUCAUCAUAUGUAAGGUUGUUCAGAUAAACACCAAGUUAUAGAACAGAAAUUUACUUAAAACAGUUGUAUUUAGCAGGAAAAUCAUUUUUCUUUUCCAAAACUUUAACUAAAGAGGUAGCAAAUCAUACUUGAAAUUUAAUUAAACAACCAUGCCUUUUUGACUGGUUCUCUUGAGGCUUACCUAUUUUUUAAACAUAUAUUCCAUUUAUCCAAGGCUGAGAAGUAAUCUGCAGAAGAAGCCGGUACAGAUAACCAAGAUGUUCUAAAAUGGGGCCAAGAAUAACUAACUGUAUUGCAUGUCAGUACAAAUCCCAGUAAAUAGGUUUUAAGAUGGUUAGACCUUGCUGAGAGGUAGGGGGGAGGGUCUACAUUUUUUUCUUACCAUUCCUCCAAUGAGGCCUUGUUUCCACCUUUCUUCUUUUACCUGAACCUGCUCUUUGGCUACAGGGAAGGUACUUGUGGAAAUGCAUCCCUCCCAUGAUUGGAUCAGAGAAACAUCCUGAUAUCUCUACCCUACUGUGGAGACUUAUGUCACUUUCAGAUUCACAAGAUGGCAGUCAUUGAACUAUCCCCCACAUGGGCUCUGCCUGCACAAAAGUCUGCCAGCUUCUGUUUGAGAAAUACUGAAGAGGAAAGAAUGGUUUCUGGAUUUCCAACAGCCUGGUUACAGGAACUGGUUACCUUCAAAGAUGUGGCUGUGGAGUUCACCCAGGAGGAGUGGAUGAUGCUGGACUCUGCUCAGAGAAGUCUGUACAGAGACGUGAUGUUGGAAAACUAUAGAAAUCUUACCUUAGUAGAGUAUCAAUUAUGCGAGCCUACUGUGAUCUCCCCAUUGGAUGAAAAAGAGAUAAGAACUAUGAGAAGGAGAAUUGCCCAAGGCAUUUCUUCAGAUUGGAUGAUUCAUCUUAAAACCAAAGAAUCAUCUCCUAAGCAGGAUGUUUUGGGGGAGAAUCCAUCCAGUGGAAUGAAAAUAAGAUUCACAAUGGAUGAUUGGUCCUCCAUGUUAAGAGAACACUGGGAAUGCCAUAAGAUGAGAAAACAGCACAAGAUCCCAGAGGGACAUUGGAGGCAAGUGACAUAUACCCAAAAGAAAAUAUCUCAGGAGAGAUUCCAUGACUGUCAUGAAUUAGAGGAAAACCCUAAACUUAGAUCAAAACUUAUUUUUUCACAGAGACUUUACAUCAGUAAAUAUUGCCAUAAAUGUUACUCAGGUAUUGAAUGUUCAAAACAUAAUUCAAUCUUAAACAAUCAUCAGAAAAACUUUCUAAGUGAGAGGCUCUGUGAAAGUCAUGAAUAUGAUAAAACUGUGUGGCAUCUUGAAAGAACACAAACAGCACAAAAAGAGUACACAUGCUCCAAACAUGGUAUACUCUUCAAACACAAUAAUAUGCUUCCUAUACAUAACAAUUUUCAUAUGGUGGGGAAUUCCUAUGAAUGGAGUAAAAACAACAAAACCUUUCAUCAUCAUUCAUUCCUUAAGCAGCAGGAGCAAACCCAUACUGGAGAGAAACAUUAUGAAUGUGAUCAGUGUGGAAAAGCCUUCAAAAGGAUUUCUAAUCUUGUUUUGCACAAGAAAAGUCACAUGAGUGAGAAACAAUAUGAAUGUAAAGAAUGUAGGAAAGUGUUCAAUGAUUCCUCAACCUUAAAGAGACAUGUAAGAACUCACACUGGAGAGAAGCCCUAUGAAUGUAAUCACUGUGGAAAAGCUUUCAGUCAAAAAACAUCUCUUAAGGCUCAUGUGAGAACUCACACUGGAGAGAAACCUUAUGAGUGUAAUCAGUGUGGAAAAUCUUUUGGCACAAGUUCUUACCUUAUAGUGCACAAGAGAAUACACACUGGAGAGAAACUCUAUGAAUGCAGUAACUGUGGAAAAGCCUUCAACACAAGCUCUCACCUUAAGGUUCAUAAGAAAAUACAUACUGGGGAGAAUCUUUAUGAAUGCAGUGACUGUGGGAAAGUUUUUAGUGGUCUUUCAUCCCUUAGAAUGCAUGUGAGAACUCACACAGGAGAGAAACCCUAUGAAUGUAAGGAAUGUAGGAAAGCCUUCAGUGUUUCCUCUUCCCUUAGGAGACAUGUAAGAAUCCACACUGGAGAGAAACCCUAUGGAUGUAUUCAGUGUGGAAAAGCCUUCAGUCAGAGCUCUUCACUUAUUAUACACAAGAGAAUUCAUACUGGGAGAGAAACCCUGUAA